Globicephala melas (long-finned pilot whale) is the source of this 3645-nucleotide messenger RNA. RefSeq names its product ectonucleotide pyrophosphatase/phosphodiesterase 2 (gene ENPP2). Lineage: Eukaryota; Metazoa; Chordata; Mammalia; Artiodactyla; Delphinidae. Gene Ontology annotation, molecular function: polysaccharide binding; phosphatidylcholine lysophospholipase A1 activity; scavenger receptor activity. Gene Ontology annotation, biological process: phosphatidylcholine catabolic process; estrous cycle; immune response. The record is from RefSeq and is a predicted model, not a curated record.
CAACAACACGGCAGGAAACUUCGGCAGCAAAAUCCUUUCGGAAACCCCGGAUAAAGAAUCCGGCAGAAUGAGGGAGAAAUGGCAAAUCAAACCUCGCUGAGAGUCUCCUUGAAAGAUUACAGGAUGAAAAAUUAACUUGGCACUGUUGGGGGUGGGAAUGCGGACGGCUGCCCUGGAUGCCCGGUCUUCAGCCUCCGGUCACUUUCCUUCCCCAAAGCCAUUUUAGUCAAAGGUCAUGUGUGAGUCUUGUCAAAGGCCAGCUUCCAAUGGAAUCAUUGUCCCCCGGGACAGCGGCCCCCUGACUACAUCUGCAUUGGAGAAAUCCCAAAAGCAAACGGCCCAGUGCAAACAAGAGCAGCCCGAGGCAGCCGUCCCGGGGCAGAGCUCACAGCAGAGGCCGCGUCCGCAGCGCCCGGGUCGGAGCAGGCGCCCAGACGCCCGCAGCAAUGAGCCGCCGCGCCGAGCGGGAAGGGCCCAGAUCCUGUGAUAUUCUUCUGGAUUAGAAGCAUGCACGUGGGCCGGAUUAAUGACUGGAUGCGUUUACUAAAGAAUAGCUGAUUGACAGAUGGACGUCUUUAGGAUGGUAAUAUCCCUGUUCACUUUUGCUGUUGGGGUCAAUAUCUGCUUAGGAUUCACAGCAAAUCGAAUUAAGAGGGCAGAAGGAUGGGAUGAAGGCCCUCCUACAGUGUUAUCAGACUCCCCCUGGACCAACACCUCUGGAUCUUGCAAGGGCAGAUGCUUUGAACUUCAAGAGGUUGGACCCCCUGAUUGUCGGUGUGACAACCUGUGUAAGAGCUACAGCAGCUGCUGCCAUGACUUUGAUGAGCUUUGUUUGAAGACAGCUGGCGGCUGGGAGUGUACAAAGGACAGAUGCGGAGAAGUAAGAAAUGAAGACAAUGCUUGUCACUGCUCAGAGGACUGCUUGGCCAGGGGAGACUGCUGUACUAAUUACCAAGUGGUUUGCAAAGGAGAGUCACAUUGGGUAGAUGAUGACUGUGAGGAAAUAAAGGCCCCAGAAUGUCCUGCAGGGUUUGUCCGCCCUCCAUUAAUCAUCUUCUCUGUGGAUGGUUUCCGUGCAUCGUACAUGAAGAAAGGCAGCAAGGUCAUGCCUAACAUUGAAAAACUAAGGUCUUGUGGCACUCACUCUCCCUACAUGAGGCCCGUGUACCCGACAAAAACUUUCCCUAACUUAUACACUUUGGCCACUGGCCUAUAUCCAGAAUCACAUGGAAUUGUUGGCAAUUCAAUGUAUGAUCCUGUAUUUGAUGCCACUUUCCAUCUUCGAGGGCGAGAGAAAUUUAAUCAUAGGUGGUGGGGAGGUCAACCGCUAUGGAUUACAGCCACCAAGCAAGGGGUGAAAGCUGGGACCUUCUUCUGGUCUGUGAUGAUCCCUCAUGAGCGGAGGAUAUUAACCAUCCUGCAGUGGCUCACUCUGCCAGACAACGAAAGGCCUUCAGUCUAUGCCUUCUAUUCCGAACAACCUGAUUUCUCUGGACACAAAUAUGGCCCUUUUGGCCCUGAGAUGACAAAUCCUCUGAGGGAUAUUGACAAAACAGUGGGGCAAUUAAUGGAUGGACUGAAACAACUAAAGCUGCAUCGCUGUGUAAAUGUCAUCUUUGUUGGAGACCAUGGAAUGGAAGAUGUCACAUGUGAUAGAACCGAAUUCUUGAGCAAUUACCUAACUAAUGUGGAUGACAUUACUUUAGUGCCAGGAACUCUAGGAAGAAUUCGACCCAAAUUUAGCAAUAAUGCUAAAUAUGACCCUAAAGUCAUUAUUGCUAAUCUCACGUGUAAAAAACCAGAUCAGCACUUUAAGCCUUACAUGAAACAGCACCUUCCCAAACGUUUGCACUAUGCCAACAACAGAAGAAUUGAGGACAUCCAUUUACUGGUGGACCGAAGAUGGCACGUUGCAAGGAAACCUUUGGAUGUUUAUAAGAAACCAUCGGGAAAAUGUUUUUUCCAGGGAGACCAUGGAUUUGAUAACAAGGUCAACAGUAUGCAGACUGUUUUCGUAGGUUAUGGCCCAACAUUUAAGUACAAGACUAAAGUGCCUCCGUUUGAAAACAUUGAACUUUACAAUGUUAUGUGUGAUCUCCUGGGACUGAAACCAGCUCCUAAUAAUGGGACUCAUGGAAGUUUGAACCAUCUCCUGCGUACUAACACUUUCAGACCAACCAUGCCAGAGGAAGUUACCAGACCCAGCUACCCAGGGAUUAUGUACCUUCAGUCUGAUUUUGACCUGGGCUGUACCUGUGAUGAUAAGGUAGAGCCAAAGAACAAAUUGGAUGAACUCAACAAACGCCUUCAUAUAAAAGGGUCUACAGAAGCUGAAACCAGGAAAUUCAGAGGCAGCAAAAAUGAAAUCAAGGAAAACGUUAAUGGAAAUUUUGAAGCUAGAAAAGAGAGACACCUCCUCUAUGGACGGCCUGCAGUGCUUUAUCGGACUAGAUAUGAUAUCUUGUAUCACACUGACUUUGAAAGCAGUUAUAGUGAAAUAUUCCUAAUGCCACUCUGGACAUCGUACACUGUUUCCAAACAGGCUGAGGUCUCUGGCAUCCCUGAACACCUGACCAAUUGCGUCCGGCCUGAUGUCCGUGUUUCUCCGAGUUUCAGUCAGAGCUGUUUGGCCUACAAAAAUGAUAAACAGAUGUCCUAUGGAUUCCUCUUUCCUCCUUAUCUGAGCUCUUUGCCAGAAACUAAAUAUGAUGCAUUCCUUGUAACCAAUAUGGUUCCAAUGUAUCCUGCUUUCAAACGAGUCUGGAAUUAUUUCCAAAGGGUUCUGGUGAAGAAAUAUGCUUCAGAAAGAAAUGGAGUUAAUGUGAUAAGUGGACCAAUUUUUGACUAUGACUACGACGGCUUACGUGACACACAAGACAAAAUCAAACGGUAUGUGGAAGGCAGUUCUAUUCCUGUUCCAACUCACUACUACAGCAUCAUCACCAGCUGCCUGGAUUUCACCCAGCCCGCCGACAAGUGUGACGGCCCCCUCUCUGUCUCCUCAUUCAUCCUUCCUCACAGACCGGACGAUGAUGAAAGCUGCAAUAGCUCAGAGGAUGAGUCCAAAUGGGUAGAAGAGCUUAUAAAGAUGCACACGGCUCGGGUGCGGGACAUCGAACAUCUUACCAGUCUGGAUUUCUUCCGCAAGACCAGCCGCAGCUAUCCAGAAAUUCUGACGCUAAAGACAUACCUGCAUACAUAUGAGAGCGAGAUUUAACCUUCUGAUCCUCUGCGGUGCAGUCUUAUCAACUGGUGUAUAUUUUUAUAUUAUUUUUGUAUUUAUUAAUUUGAAACCAGGACAUUAAAAAAAGUUAGUAUUUUAAUCCUGUACCAAAUCUGACAUAUUACGCCUGAAUGACUCCACUGUUUUCCCCUAACGCUUGAUAUAGGUAGUCUUGUGUUCUGAGUAGAGCUUGUAAUAAUUACUGCAGCUUGCGUUUUUAGUGGAAGCUUCUAAAUGGUGCUGCACGUUUGAUAUUUGCAUUGAGGAAAUAUCAAUUUUUCAAUGCACAGUUGCCACAUUUAGUCCUGUACUGUAUUGAAAUACUGAUUUUGUAAAGUUGCAUUCACUUACUGUUAAUUAUGACAGACAUAUUUAAGCCUUAUAGACCAAUCUUAAAUAUAAUAAAUCACACAUUCAGUUUU